Saccoglossus kowalevskii is the source of this 912-nucleotide messenger RNA. Its product is annotated as protein hook homolog. Lineage: Eukaryota; Metazoa; Hemichordata; Enteropneusta; Harrimaniidae. The record is from RefSeq and is a predicted model, not a curated record.
AUGCGUGGUGUAUAUUACCUGUCUGCCAAAACAUCAACAACCUCCACCAGCAACACCACCACCAACAACAACAACAAUAACAACAAAGAAGACAUGAUUAAUCUACAGCGGAAACUACACAACAUGGAAGAACAGAUGACUACAAUGGAGAAAACUAUACGUAGUAACAACCAGACCUUACUCUGCAUCUCAGAAGCUCAAGAAACAACUAUGUCAAAAAUACAGAAAUAUCCUGAUUCAUUCACCAGUCUACUACAAGAUAGCAGACAGCUACAACAAGAUCUAAAGAAAAAGGAAAAGGAGAUAGAGCAGACUCAUCUUGAGAAUAAAAAUUUACAGAAACAGCUUGAUGAAUUGAGGUCUUCGAGAUUACAAGACUUGCACUCCCCCAACCUGUAUAAUAAUCUACCUCUAGAUGACGAUGACAAUUCUGACAACUAUGAAUUAGUUACUAACAGGAAGAAAAGUGAUGCAAGGGCUGUGCAGACAAUGAUUGUGGGUGAUUCAUUGCUGAGAGAUGUGGACAUCAAACGUGUGUAUAGGAAUACACAUAUUAGAACACUACGUGGGAGAAAGAUUGAAGAUAUUGAUGAAUACAUACAAUCAACAUCAUACAAGGAUAUCCAAACCAUAGUCAUUCAUGUUGGCACAAAUAACAUUUCAGAUGGGUGCUCAGUUCAGACAUGUGCAGAUGAGUUUGUAACUCUAAUUGAUAAUACCAAACACAAAUAUCCAACAGCGAAAAUCUGUGUCUCCUCCAUCCUACAUCGAAGGGACAACAUUACAACAAAUGAGAACACGGACCAACUAAAUGACAAAUUGAAACAACAGAGUGCUAAUGGGGAUAAUUACAUCUAUAUUGACAACAAUAACAUUAAUUGUGACACUCAUUUGAUAGAUAUGUGCAUCUGA